Colletotrichum spaethianum is the source of this 243-nucleotide messenger RNA. RefSeq lists its product as uncharacterized. The transcript has 2 exons. NCBI's taxonomy places the organism in Eukaryota, Fungi, Ascomycota, Sordariomycetes, Glomerellales, Glomerellaceae. Bases 1 to 243 code for a protein of 80 amino acids. The record is from RefSeq and is a predicted model, not a curated record.
AUGAACUCGGUCCACAUCAAGCACGGCUCCGUUCGGCAAGGCAAGUACGACGUCUACUGGAGCAAGGACAAUGAGUGGGCCAUUAUCGAUGACGAGGAGGACGAGGAGAACGAGCGCCGGCUGAAGGAGGCCUACCAUCACCACCGCCUCAGCUCGCGAUACCUGACUGCCGGCCUCUUCGUCGUCCUGGUGCCCGCCAUGUGCGGUUUGCUAUGGUGCUGCCGACUGAGACGGCGCAUCUAA